Hydractinia symbiolongicarpus is the source of this 1047-nucleotide messenger RNA. RefSeq names its product green-sensitive opsin-like. Lineage: Eukaryota; Metazoa; Cnidaria; Hydrozoa; Anthoathecata; Hydractiniidae. Gene Ontology annotation, biological process: G protein-coupled receptor signaling pathway. Gene Ontology annotation, molecular function: G protein-coupled receptor activity. Gene Ontology annotation, cellular component: membrane. Bases 1 to 1047 code for a protein of 348 amino acids. The record is from RefSeq and is a predicted model, not a curated record. The transcript has a single exon.
AUGGUUGACGCUUUAGCUAUUUUAUUCAUCUCUUGUUUCAUUGUUAUUCUUAUCUUAUCUAUAUUAUUUAACGUUGCAAUGAUCGCCACGAUUGCCGCACGAUUUCGAAAGCGAACAAUUCGCGAUUCAUUACUGUUGUCACUCUCAAUAUGCGACACGUUUCGAUCGGCUGUCAGUGGUCCAAUGGAAGUGUACAACGUUUUAUCUGGUACAAUUUACAGAACUGAUGUAUGGUGCACUAUUUCAAAGUGUAUACUGACAACGUUUCAGUUUAACGCGAUCACACAUCUAGCAUUUCUUAUCGUUGACCGUUACGUUUGUGCUUGCAAGCCAGCCAUAGCAUUGAAGGUAUAUUCAAGUACGGCUGCCUGUUACUUAUGCAUAGCUUUCUGCUGGAUUUAUUCUUUGUGUUUCGCGUUGCUACCUAUGACUGGCAUAGCAAGAUUCACUGCCGAAGGAGGACGUUGCAGUUUGUCCGUCACGACGGAUACUAUGCAGUUGAAAGUUUAUAUCAUACUUAUUUGGAUUUUUAUACUGCUGCUACCGUCUGCCGUAAUAUUCGUUUGCUCCAUACUAACAUUAGAUCGUUUCCGUAAAGAUCGCCAAAGGUGUACUAGCGUUUUCCAACAAGAAAAGAUUACAGUGUAUAGCAGGCAGGAGAAAAAAUAUACAAGGUUGAUUCUAGCUAUGGCUUUUAUAUUUAUAUUGACCUGGUUUCCAUAUGGCGUUGUUAUCGCUCAUGCGGUGUUUACUUCAGAGCCACCGAAUAGUCAUGUUUGGUUGGCUGUUAAAGUCAUUUCUCAAUCCUCUGGUGCAUCGACUCCUUUGAUAUUUAUGAUUAUAAGUAAAGAAUUCAGAAAGACUUCCAAGGCUAUUUAUCAAAUUCUCAUGUCUAAAAUACGCAGCAUUCGAAGCUGUAAUAAAAUAUCAAUUACGGACGAAGUGUGUCCCACGCCUGAUGAAAAUGCAAUGUGUUCCAUGCCUUGUUCAAGAACUGAAACAAGGUUUUCAGAACUAAAUGGUGAGAAAGAACACUACGGAAGAUAA